Paramecium octaurelia is the source of this 478-nucleotide messenger RNA. The record is from the annotation of a GenBank genome assembly. Lineage: Eukaryota; Ciliophora; Oligohymenophorea; Peniculida; Parameciidae.
AUUUUCAUUUAGAUAGUCUUAAAGUUGUUUAAUAAUUGAUUAAUUAAUUGCCUACAGGAUCAAAUAUUUGUGGAGGGAAUGCUUAUGUUUUCUGAAUUGAUUAAACAAUCACCAGCUAACUGUUUAUUAUGUUAUGAAAGUGAUUCAAGGUAUGAUUGCCUAAAAUGGACAUUAUACAUAUCUACAUAGACAGAAACCAAUUCAUAAUACUUUAAUUAAUAAGGUUGGGAUGUGUAGAAUGGACAGUCAUAAAAAUCACCCGAAUGUUAAAGUAAGAUAAGUGAUUAAAUCAGGACUUCCUAUGCCUUGUGAAACCGGUCUUUGUGGAAGUAAUAGCAUUGUAUAAUUUUAGUCAAUACUCCCACCUCAGUUUAAAUUAAAAAUAAGAAUUCGAUAUUACUUUAUUGAUAGUUGGGACCCUGAAACCAUUUACUUAUCUUUAAAUGAUGGGAAUAAUUACGAUACAUCUUUUUAAUAU